Messenger RNA from Drosophila nasuta, 5139 nucleotides. RefSeq names its product division abnormally delayed protein (gene dally). The transcript has 9 exons. NCBI's taxonomy places the organism in Eukaryota, Metazoa, Arthropoda, Insecta, Diptera, Drosophilidae. The coding region runs from base 1103 to 2971 and encodes 622 amino acids. The record is from RefSeq and is a predicted model, not a curated record. Gene Ontology annotation, biological process: cell migration; positive regulation of canonical Wnt signaling pathway; regulation of protein localization to membrane. Gene Ontology annotation, cellular component: cell surface; extracellular region; plasma membrane.
AGUUAGUUGUGAACGAAUCGUCGGCGUGUGUAAACGUGUCCGUAGUGUAACAGCGCGAUUUUGAAUUCCCAACGAGGAGCAACGAAAUCGAAAAUCGUAUUCGUUUGUCGUAUUGAAGAACGGACGUCUUUAUUUGAAAUACUUGGCCUGCUAUAUAGCUGCCAAUAAAAUAAAACGCGAGUGCAAUUUGUAACGGUCAAUCGCUGUAAGCGAAUGCAAAUGAAUUGAGAAUCGACGGGUCACAUUAAUAAAGCAAUCAAUUCAUAAUAAAAAUACAAAUCGAAAAGCAAUUCAAAACAUACACACACACAUACUCAAUAAGCAAUCAAAGCGUAAUUGAAGGAAUUGAAUUAUCAGAAUCUUUGACAACAAAUGCAGACAGACCUAAGCACACUUAUACACAUGUAUAUUGCUUUAUUGCGAUUAUUAUGUCAUGAAGAAUCGCAACACGCGAAAUCGAAAUCUUUGAGAAAGAAGGAGAAGCAAAUUGCAAUUUAACAGAGUUGUUUUAUUUUAGUUGAAACAAAGCGCAGCAACAACAAUCGCGAGCAAGGCUAGACACGCGUAUUUUUUGCACACUUUUUACAGAGCGAGCAACAACAGCAACAACAGCAAAACCUCACUGCGUGUUUUGUUUGUGCGAGUGUGUGUGUGAAAACAGCCUAACCGGCAAGUGCAAUACGUUAGUGUGUGUGUGUGUGCCGCUCUCUCGCUCUCUCGCGCUCUACCGCUGCCGCCGUCUCUGCUGCAGUCGCAGUCGCAAUCGUUGCUUUUGCAUUUACCUUUACCUUAGUCGCUCUGCCUAUUGAGCUGAGUGCGUCUGUGUGUGUGGGUCUCAGUCAGUGUCAGUGUAUUAGUGUCGAACAGCUGUUUAGUGCAACAUGCAGCGAAGCUGCCUAAAAUCAACAUAGUGGCCUUACAAACACACGCACGCACGCACACACAUACCCACGUUUAACAUAUCGCGUUGCUAAACAAAGCAAAAAAGAAAAAAAAACCAAAACCAAAAAAAAGAGAACGUGCUACACUCAAAGAUUGAAGUCCGGUUUGCAAUUUCUGCAUAAAUUGAGCACAAGAAUUUCACAUCAUCAUCAUCAGCAUCAUGGCCGGCAGUCUGACAAAGUUGCUGCUCGUCGCAUUUCUCUGCAGCUUGGCUGCGGCCAAACAUUUGGGCGACGCUGGCGUCGGCGCGGCUGCCAAUGACCACCACCUUCAACACAGCCAGCACCAAUACCAUCAACACCAGCAUCAACACAGCGCCGCAACGCACCACCGUCGACGCCUGCAGCGCGACUCUCGCGCCAAGGAUACUGCGCUACAGUGCGAAGCGGUCAAGGGUUACUUCGAAUCGAUCGACAUCAGGUCGAGUGGAGUUUACAAUGAAAAAGGCGCCAUUUGCGGUGGCAACUGUUGCAACAAUGCCACGGAAUUGGAGUUGCGCGACAAAGCAUCGGACAAGUUCGAGCAACUGCUGCAUCAUCACACAAGCAGUCUGCGGGGCAUAUUGGAGACAACGGCCACUCAGUUCCAAAGUCACGUCCUCGAGCUAGCCGAGCAGUCAGAGAACAAGACACUCACAAUUUUCUCGAAAGUCUACAGCCGAAUGGUGCCGCUGGCACAGCAACUGAUUCAUCAGCUCUACACGGAACUCAUAAAUCACCUGAAAUACACGUCCAACUAUAGCAAUGGCCAAGGCAAUAGCAUACUAAAUAGUCAGAGCAAUUUGGAGGAUGCGCUGCACAAGUUCUUCGAGCAACUCUUUCCCGUUGCCUAUCAUCAUGGAGUGCAUCUGUCGAAGAAUAACUACGGCGAACUGCACGAGGAUUACAUCAAUUGUCUGAAGCACAACUUCGAUGAUCUGCAACCCUUUGGCCAGAUACCCAAGGAUGUGCAAAGCACACUGCUCCAGAGCGUUCACAUGUCCAAUAUCUUUAUGAAUGCGUUGAUCCAGAGUGCCGAGGUGAUCAGUGAAAUGGAUGCGUUGUAUGGCGAACGUUUGACAGACACCUGCAAGCUGCAUCUGCUCAAAAUGUAUUAUUGUCCCAACUGCAACGGACAUACAGAGCAUAGCAGACCAAAGCUCUGCUACAGCUACUGCAUGAAUGUGAUGCGCGGCUGUUCGGCGCAGUUCUCCGGUGUGCUGGACAAACCUUGGACUAGCGUGGCGGAAGCCUUGGACAAUCUGGUGUCCAAUCACAUACGCUCUGAGAGCGGCAUCAUGGCUGUCAUCAAGCAGCUGGACACCAAGUUGUCAGAGGCCAUCAUGAAGGCCAUGGAAAAUGGUGCAGAGCUGGAGAAAAAGGUGAAGAAAACAUGCGGCUCCCCCAAUCUGUUGCCACCGCUGACGGGCGAGGCACCGGAUACCUUGCAACAACACAACAGCGUCAAAUGGGCUUUGCCGCCAGAUGCAGCUCUCGUGCACUUCCUGUCGACCAUCGAGAAGUCGAAGAAGUUCUUCACCAACAUUGUGGACAACUACUGUGAUGAGGAUUACACGCAGACCGACGAUCAUAUGUGUUGGACGGGCAAUCGCGUGGGUGAUUACACACAGCUGCUGAUGACACCGAGCACGGAUACACAGCGCUACAAUCCCGAGGUGCCAUGGGAGAAGGAGUCGGAGAUGGGUCAGCUCAAUGUGCUGGCCGACAAGCUGAACAAGAUACGUCAGAGCAUUGGCGCACCUGUGGCCAGUCCGCCCAUGCACGAUGUGCAGAGCGAUAUGGGACACGAGGGUUCGGGCGGUGGCAGCAGUCAGAUCAACGAUGACGAUGAGGAAUAUGGCAUUCAUGCCUCCGGCGAUGGUUCAGGCGAUGGUCCUUCGACUUUCUAUAAUCCAGCUGGCACCACGCCGAUCACAGACAAUGAAAACGCCAGGGAAGACCCAUCGAAGGGUGCAGCCAGCGGGCUGACGAUCAGCUUGACGUUCAGCGUGCUGCUCACUCUAGUCACACUCUACAGUAGUUGUAGUUAAAGCAGCAGCAGUAACCCAAAAUCCCAAAAAACAAAUCAUAAAUAUUUACAAGUAUAUAAAUAUACAAGAUAUCUAUAUAUAUACUAAAAAUAUAUAUAUAUUCUAUAUAUAUGUAUGAAUGGCAAAGCAAAUUGAGCGCGCACAAAGUUCGACGCAAGUAAUUAAUUGAUUGAAUUAAUUGAUUAAUUAUUUGGAUAAUUCUUAAGUUGUUACCAUUAAUUUAUUAGCCCACUAAGAGCAACCACUUUGCAAUCACGAAGCGCGUUUGAAAUGCAACCACAAUCUUCAGAGAAUACCCAAAAAAAAAACAAAAAAGAAUAACAGAUAUGCAGUUAAAAAACAAAAAUGAUAAAAAAAAAAGAUGUGGAACGUCUCUCACUGUGUUUUAGGCGUUUCCAAACUCUUCUAGCUUUCCCGCUCUGGAAAUAAAAACAAAUGAAUCACACAAAUAAUUGCAAUUGAGCUCCGUUAAACCUCAACUCAGAAUCUUAACAGAUUUUUUGUGCCAUAUAAAAUGUGUUGGAGGUUUGCAGAAAAGAAAAAUAAAACAAAAUUACAAAAUAUUAACAGCAAUAAUAGGCUCAAAACUCAUUCAGAUACGUGUUCUUCAAAUCAUAUACAUACAUAGAUCUAUACAACAAAAAAAAAAAAGAAGAAAAGAAAAUAACUAUACAUAAUUAAUAUACAGCUCAAUGUUCAAAGCGAAUUGUUCCUUUUUGGUGUAAUUAAAUAGUUGCUGUUAUGCAUAAAUCAAGAGAGAGAGAAAUCGCGCAAUAGCAAGAGAGAGAGAGAAAAUACGUAAUAAAAUUAAACAAAAACAGAAUUUAAAUAUGUUAGCUAAAGUGCAGUGAAUGUUGUUAUUGAAGAAUAGAAUCGAAGCGAAUUAUUGUUGUCAACAUUUAAGAGAGCUCAAAGAAUAGAAAACUAACAAAAACCGGAAUGCAAAAAAUGGAAUUUAGUUGAGUUAACGCACUUUUUGGGAAAAUAAAAACUAGAAGACUUACAGCUUUAUACGCAUGAAACGAUGAAAAUCUAUACAUCUAAUAUGUAGAAUUAUUUAAAUUAAUUAUAUGAAAUAUAAACAAAAACAAAAGAAAAAACCGAAAUGAACAAACCAUUUGAGGUAAAAAUUGAAAUGAAUGUCAUCAAAUGCAUCAAAUACGGGGGAAAAUGAAACUACGAAUCAGAUUGUUAAUUUAAGUUGUUCGAUUUGAUGAUCACUUCGGAUAUCAGAUCAGAUGAGAACUGAGCUUGCAUUCGAAAUUCAGAUUCAGAUUUUGAUCAAGCCAAAUGCCUCUUGACAAAAACAAAACACUUACACUUACCACACUUUGCAAAUGCUGUAGAUGUUUAUUAACUUUAGUACUACUUUAGUAACUAAACUAACUAAAUUCACAAAUUGAACAUUUUUGUGUUGCAAGAGAAACAACAAAAAAUUAAAACGAUGCAGGCGACACUCUAAAAAAUAAGUUUAAAGAAAUACAGAUAAAGAAAAUACAUAAAAAAUUAAGCGAAAUUUAAAUACAUAUAAAUAUAUAUAAAUAUUAUAUAUAUAUAAAGUAAAGUAAAGUAAAGUGUAACAAUCUAGCGUGUAAUGUGUAAAAAGCAAAAGUUCGAUGUGAGCAAGAAGAAAUUUAGUUAGUAGCCAAUUAACAAAUGAUAAAUGAUAAUUAAAUAACAAAUGAUAAUUGGAUAUAUAAUACUUGAUAACGCUAAUAACACAAACACACACAUACAAACAAAUUGAUCUACUUAUAUAUAAAUAAAAAAUAUAUAUAAUAUAAACAUACUAUUAUUGAUUGAUAGCAACUAACGAUCGUAGGGACAACCACAAAAUAUAAACAACAAGAGCAACAACGAUAUCGUUGGCGGUCCCAUAAAUAUUAUGUGUAUGUUAAACUAUGUAUAAUUAUUAUUUUUAUUAUUUAACUAUUGCAUGUGAUUAAUAAUAUUUAAGUUAAACGUAAACACAACAUAUUAUACUGUAACUUAUGUAUACCGACCGCAACAACAGCAAAACAAAAUGCAAUGUGCUAUAUGAGAAAAGCAUCUUGUGUGACUCUAUUCGAUGAUGAUAACCAAUGCAAAAUGUGCACAAAAAAAAUUAAAUGUACUACUUUUUAGACGCCUAAAAACCAAUAAAUAAUUAUUAUGUAACAAAAACAAAA